Arachis ipaensis is the source of this 1747-nucleotide messenger RNA. The record is from RefSeq and is a predicted model, not a curated record. NCBI's taxonomy places the organism in Eukaryota, Viridiplantae, Streptophyta, Magnoliopsida, Fabales, Fabaceae.
AUGAGACCACAGCAGAAACUAAAGUUACUUCCUCCUAAUAGAAAAGAGGAAGAUGCUUUGAGUUCCUAUUUACUGUUCUCACUUCACUCUCUCUCAUACUCGUACACACACAACAGUGGCGGCACUGAAGCUUCUCCUCUCCCAAGCUCGCCGCCACCAUUUCCUCUUCAAACACCCUUGGCGCUUCCACUCCCCAUUCUCCGUCACAUCUCACAGACCCCUAUCUUCUUCCUCGCCACUACCACAAUAUCAACAAGACUCACCGAACCCACCACAAGACCCUCCUCAAAGGAGACUCUCCUUCCAAUCCGUCCCAAUCCAUCCCGUUUCCUACCCUCUCAAACCCAAAGACCCGGCGCCCCAACAAAACGAAUCCCCGGAGCCUCAGUUCCUCGCCGCCCGGUGGAGGACAUUCGGUACGUGAAGGAUGCACCUUCGAUUGAGCCGGUUUCUUACGCUCCGAGAGUGGCGCCGCCGCCGGAGGAUAAGGUCGGCGAUUCGGGUGUUGUGACCGCGGAAGAGAGGAAUGAGGAAGCGGAGAAAGAGAGGAGGAUGCUUGAGGUUGAGGAUGAGAUAAGGAAGAAGAUGGAGGAGGAGAAGAUGAAGGUGCCUUUUCCGAUGCUGAUCAUGCCCAAGCGCAAUGAGACUCCCCCUGUCCUUGAUUUGAACGAGGCCAUUCGCCAAGUUAAGGUCAGUGCCAAGGCAAAGUUUGAUGAAACUGUUGAAGCACAUGUAAGAUUGGGUAUUGAUUCAAAGCGAACAGAAUUGGCAGUUCGUGGUACUGUGAUUCUGCCUCAUGGUGCUCCAAAGGCUGUCAGUGUGGCUGUUUUUGCAGAAGGGGCAGAAGCAGAAGACGCCAGAAAUGCUGGAGCUGAUAUAGUUGGUGGCGAAGAACUUAUUGAGGAGAUUGCUAGUGGCAAUAAUAAACUUAAAGUUGACAAGUGCUUCUCAACUCCUGGAAUGGCACCUCAUCUUGGAAAGAUAGCACAAUAUCUUAGAAAGCGCAGGCUGAUGCCAGACAAGAAACUAGGUACUCUGACUAGUGAUAUUGCUGGUCAACUGAAAGAACUAAGGCAAGGCCGCAUUGAGUUUAAGAUAGAAAGUAAAUCAAUUUUGCAUAUUGGACUGGGAAAGUACUAUUUGCAGGUAAGCUACAAAGAAGAGGCUUUACGAGAGAAUAUUGGCGCAUUUAUGAAUGCUGUUUUGCUUGCCAAGCCUGCUGGCUUAAAGAAGACUUCCAAAUAUGCUGGGUAUGUGCUUUCUGUCCAUCUAAGCAGCACGAUGGGGCCAGGAGUACCUGUUUCAAUACAAUCGCUAUCCAAAGCAGCCAUAAUUACAGGAAAGUGCACGUGGUAUGAGUCAGUGGAUGAGGUGCAGUUAUUAUGGGCUCUCAACAUGACUUGUGAUAAUAUGAGAUGUUAAACAAGAAUUGGAAAGUGCCUUUCAAUUGGGUUUGAAGAUACGCUAAUGUUGUUUCUGACUGGCUGGCCAAGACAGGAGCUAAGAGUGUUUAUUCCCUAUUUGAUGUGGGUUCGGCUGAGUGAGGAUCUCUUGCAGAUUCUGAUAAAAGAAUUUGCUGUUUAGUUUUCUGUUGUGUUCUUGCUUUGUUGCUUGUUUAGAUUUUCUUAGACAUGAAGAAAAUACUACCAUGGGAUCCCAACCUAGUUAUAACAUAAUCAUAUGUAUGCACUUGUACGAAUAUAUAGAAGAGAAACAUUCAAGGACCAUCAGAAUUUAUUUUUUUGGC